Messenger RNA from Kalmanozyma brasiliensis GHG001, 2283 nucleotides. Its product is annotated as SPla/RYanodine receptor SPRY. Gene Ontology annotation, molecular function: protein binding. The record is from RefSeq and is a predicted model, not a curated record. NCBI's taxonomy places the organism in Eukaryota, Fungi, Basidiomycota, Ustilaginomycetes, Ustilaginales. The transcript has a single exon. Bases 1 to 2283 code for a protein of 760 amino acids.
AUGCAGAAUGCCCGCAAGGACGAGGCGGCUUCCUCCUCGGGGUCAAGGCGCCAGCCUUCAUCUCCCUCUGCUUCCUCGCCAAUAGACACAUCCUCCAACUCGCUGUUCUCCUCUUCAAGAUCCAGAUCCCAACCGAAAGCAGCUCCAGAUGGUCGAUACGCAUUCCGGCAAUCCGUCCUUGACAUGGACGCGCUUCUCACCUUUUCAGAUGACGACCGCAAUGCCGACGGCAUCUUCGACCCUGUCUUGCCAGCGACCAAGCCGCGCUUCAAGCGGCCUUUUGGCAUGUCGGGCGAACGCCUGUUCAAUCAACAGCUCAAAUCCAUCGGUCAUGCGCAGGAUCCAAGCCCGACCGUAAAGCCCUUCGACAUCAUCCACAUCCCAGACGAGCCCGUCUACCAGCGUCCACCUACCGCCGACGACACUCUCGCUCUGCUGCUACCUCUCCUCAUCCUCCUCUCCACUUUGCUCUUUCUCUUGCUCCUCUUCAUCAUCCUUGUCAUCGUCGUACGACGCAGGGCCCGCAUCUCACUUGGCGAUUCGGAUGGCCCGCUCGAUGUCGGUCGCGAGGAAGAGCUCGAAGGCACAGGCGGUCUGGAUGGCAUCGAACAGCGUUGGCUCGAGUCCGUCGAAGGUCCCAUUCAGCAAGGCUACCGCCGCGCCAAGGAUUGGAUCCUCGCCUAUCCACCAGGCACCCAGUCGACCGACAUUACCCUCAGUCAGUUCCUCAGCAUCCAAGAAAAGGGCGUCAGCGCAUGGUCCUUUGACCCAGACUACGAGAGCAAUCCGUCCGUCUUUGUCGAGGCGAGGACCGAGAUCACCUUCAUUGCAGACGGCGAGGGCAUGGCGCCGCAGGAGGGCGGAGGCGUGUGCGUGCAGAGCAACCUGCCCUUGCCCAAGAUCAACGAAGUCUACUACUGGGAGGUCAAGAUGUUCAACAAGCCCGACAACACCAAUGUCGCCAUCGGUCUCACUACCAAGCCCUAUCCGCAGUUCCGUUUGCCGGGGUGGUCCAAGUACUCGAUCGGCUACUUUUCCAGCGAUGGCUUCAAGUGCCACAAUUAUCCCUUUGCAGCACAGUCGUACGGUCCCGCGUACGGUCAAGGUGAUGUCAUCGGCGUCGGAUAUCGUCCGAGAACAGGUACCGUCUUCUUCACACGCAACGGCAAGCGUCUCGAGGAUGCUUUCAUCGGUCUCAACCGCUACAACCUGUUCCCCACCGUCGGCGCUGAUGGUGCUUGUGAGAUUCAUGUCAACCUCGGUCAGGCUGGCUUCGUCUUUAUCGAAGCCAACGUGAAGAAGUGGGGCCUGGCUCCCAUGGUAGGAACACUGGCGCCGCCACCCGCUUACGGUCAGGAGCGCGGGACCAUCCUCAUGGAGAGCGGCCAGGGCAGCUCAGCGGAUGCCCAAGGAGCCACCUCGUCGUCGAACGCUGCUGGCGACGCCAAUAGAAGCGAAUCGCCACCUCCACCCAUCUCGCCGUACGAAGAACGCUCGCCCUCGUCUUCGCACAACCGCAUGACCACGAGCGCAAGCACAUCGUCUGUAGCACCUGCACGCACCUCAUCGCUCCGACCUCCGCCGCCUCGGCCCACCAGCCGACCGAUGCAGCUGGAAGACUCGAUGGACAGCAGCCCUCCCAAUCCGCCCACGCCGCAUCGUCUCGACAUCUCGCUCCAUUCGCUCUCCGACUCGUCUUCACGAGGAGGUAGCAGCGGUGCCGAAGACUCGUAUUUCCCGGCGACGCCUCCCUCGCCUGCCGAACUUCCACCUCCUGCAACGUCCACUCGGCCGCCCUCGUACGCCACCGCCGUAGAGCACGGCGCGCUGGGCGGAACCCCCGCAUCGCACCACCAAGCCCGUCGUGGCUCGGGUCGAACGCAUCAGUUGGCCAACGCAGUGCUCGGCAUGCUUAGCGAUCGAGGACUGCUCCAGCCGCUGAAUCAUAACAACCCCUCCCCGCAACCGAGUCCCACGCCUGGUGGGAAUGGGUACGGCGGAUAUGGAAGCGGGUACGGUGGCGGUCUGAGCGAGGCCGAGUACGAGAGGAUGCUCAGGGCCAACACGGCGAGAAACAGCCGUGGUGGCGCACCCACCAGCAGCGCAGCUGCGGGGGCCAGUGGAGACUACAGUUUGCAAGGAUGGGCCAGCUGGCUUGGUUUGAGGGUUGGUUCGGCAAGUGGCGCAAGCAGCGCGUCGGGGAGGAGAGCCUCCACGAGAUCGAGUUCGAGCUCGACCAGUGUCGUUCCAAACAGCACGAGCAGUAGCUCGGGGAGCGCUUGA